Messenger RNA from Tinamus guttatus (white-throated tinamou), 800 nucleotides. The record is from RefSeq and is a predicted model, not a curated record. NCBI's taxonomy places the organism in Eukaryota, Metazoa, Chordata, Aves, Tinamiformes, Tinamidae.
ACUCACUGGGAUGUCUGGAGCUGCUGUUCCUGCUCCAGAUUUCCUGUUUGAGAUCGUGUAUUGCGACCAAAUGAAUGCCAAGUUUGCCGAGGCCAGGGGGGAGCGGGACCUCAUCUACGCGUUCCACGGGAGCCGCCUCGAGAACUUCCACUCCAUCCUGCACAACGGCCUGCAGUGCCACUUGAACAAGACAUCCCUGUUUGGUGAAGGUACCUAUCUCACCAGUGAUCUGAGCCUGGCUCUGCUCUACAGCCCUCACGGGCUCGGCUGGCACCAGAGCGUUUUGGGCUCUGUCCUUAGCUGUGUAGCUGUUUGUGAGAUCAUUGACCACCCAGAUGUAAAGUGUCAGGUGAAAAAGAAAGAUGUCUUCUCUUUCCAUGCAGAUUCAGAAGAAAUAGACAGAAAAAGAGCAAGAGUGAAAAACAGCGAAGGGGGCGAUGUACCACAGAAAUACUUUGUUGUCACAAACAACCAGCUUUUACGAGUUAAAUACUUACUAGUAUAUUCACAGAAACAGCAUAGACGGCCCUCUAGUCGAGCCUCCUGGCUUUCCACCCACCGUUUUGCUGUGAUGAUGAUGCUCUACCUGCUGCUGCUAAUGGUGAUAGGGGCCAGCAAUUCCCCAACCUUCCUCUACUACUGGCACAGAAUGUUUGACUCGGAAGGAUGAAUUGCCUGGAAUGAUGAACUGUUAUUUUCACCAUGUGCCUUAAUAAUAGCAAAUCCACUACGUACUGCAUCUGUAAGAGCUCUGAACGUGAAGGUGCCUGGAGCUUUCCAGUUCUGUCUCUGCCAAAUUA